Messenger RNA from Sipha flava (yellow sugarcane aphid), 615 nucleotides. Its product is annotated as general transcription factor II-I repeat domain-containing protein 2B-like. The transcript has a single exon. Bases 1 to 615 code for a protein of 204 amino acids. NCBI's taxonomy places the organism in Eukaryota, Metazoa, Arthropoda, Insecta, Hemiptera, Aphididae. The record is from RefSeq and is a predicted model, not a curated record.
AUGAAGUUUAAUGAUGUUAUUGAUCCUGUAGUACGCUGUAUUAAUUAUAUCCGAGCCAAAGCUCUUCAUCGAAGACAAUUCAGGGUUUUAUUUGAAGAAGAAAUCAAUGAAUUCGGUGAGUUACAUUUGUAUUGUGCUGUCCGCUGGUUAUCUAAGGGUGAAAUGCUGAAACAUUUUUUUCUUUUGCGGAGAGAGGUCUUGCAAUUUUUAGUAGAAAAGCAGGCAAUGCCUGAUGAGCGAGAUUUACUUGAAAGUGAAUCAUGGUUAUGCGAUCUUGCGUUUUUAAUAGAUAUUACACAGCACCUCAACAUACUUAACCGGAAGCUGCAAGGAAAGGACUGUUCGUUACCAAUAAUGUUCAAUUUGGUUUAUGGAUUUAAAGCGAAACUCUCCCUUUUUUUGACAAAUUUGACUAGAAAUAAUAUCGAUCAUUUUCCUACGCUUGUAGAUAUAAGAGGAAAACUAGAAAAUACUUCACCUGACAUCUCGAAAUAUCAAACACAAAUUCAAUUAUUGUUGCAGUCUUUUGAGAACAGAUUUCAGGAUUUUGAGAAGGACAAAAAUAAUAUUUUGUUUUUCAUGAACCCGUUUUCAAUCACUUACCGCGGCUCCUAA